Messenger RNA from Xenopus laevis (African clawed frog), 5754 nucleotides. It is a transcript of the gene ttbk1.S, whose product is annotated as tau tubulin kinase 1 S homeolog. The record is from RefSeq and is a predicted model, not a curated record. The transcript is spliced from 15 exons. The coding region runs from base 16 to 4146 and encodes 1376 amino acids. Lineage: Eukaryota; Metazoa; Chordata; Amphibia; Anura; Pipidae. Gene Ontology annotation, cellular component: cytoplasm; microtubule cytoskeleton. Gene Ontology annotation, molecular function: protein serine/threonine kinase activity; ATP binding; nucleotide binding.
GGCGGGUUUACUACGAUGACUGAGGUGGGCGUGGUGAUGCCAGAGUCGGUGGGUGGGGUCGUGACGUCAGUGCAGAGGCAGCGCGAGGUGCAUUGUGGUAGAAUCCGCAGCAGCCGGGACCGGCGGGAGGGACUGAGGGGCGCGUCUCGGAGAGAAUCAGCGACCCCUCCCCUUUGGUACCCAAAGCCCCGGGAGGAGCAUGAACCCCAGCCGGGAACCGCGGUCAAUGUUUCUAUACGAUCUGGAGCGGGGCGCAUCCUUUCGGGGUGGCCCAUGCAGUGCUUAGCGGCUGUGAUCAAGGACGACGGAAACAUGAGUGGUGGAGCAGAGCAGGUGGAUAUCCUGCCAGUCAGCUAUGUCGUCAAGGACCGCUGGAAAGUACUCAAGAAGAUCGGAGGAGGAGGAUUUGGGGAAAUCUAUGAAGCGAUAGAUCUGCUGACGCGGGAAAACGUCGCACUGAAAGUGGAGUCUGCGCAGCAACCGAAGCAAGUGCUGAAAAUGGAGGUGGCAGUGCUGAAAAAACUGCAAGGAAAGGAUCAUGUCUGCAGGUUUAUCGGCUGUGGGAGGAAUGAGAAGUUUAAUUAUGUGGUCAUGCAGCUUCAGGGAAGAAACCUGGCAGACCUGCGGCGGAGUCAGCCCCGUGGAACCUUCACCAUGAGCACAACCCUCCGUCUGGGCAAACAGAUCCUGGAAUCCAUAGAAUCUAUUCACUCCGUAGGCUUCCUGCAUCGUGACAUUAAACCAUCUAACUUCGCUAUGGGACGGCUGCCAUCAACCUACCGUAAAUGUUACAUGCUGGACUUCGGCCUGGCGCGCCAGUAUACCAACACCACGGGGGAAGUGCGCCCGCCUCGCAAUGUUGCUGGAUUCCGUGGAACUGUGCGAUAUGCAGCAGUAAAUGCACACAAGAACAGGGAGAUGGGCCGGCACGACGACCUCUGGUCCUUGUUUUAUAUGUUAGUUGAGUUUGCUGUUGGGCAACUGCCCUGGAGAAAGAUUAAGGACAAGGAGCAAGUUGGGAUGAUUAAAGAGAAAUAUGAUCACCGGAUGCUACUCAAGCACAUGCCAUCUGAGUUCCACCUGUUCUUGGAGCACAUUUCCAAUCUGGACUACUUCACCAAACCAGACUAUCAGAUGAUCAUGUCAGUGUUUGAGAGCAGCAUGAAGGAACGAGGGAUCACAGAGAACGAGGCCUUUGACUGGGAGAAAGGAGGAACAGAUAUCCUACUCUCCACCAGCUCCUCCACUCCCCCUCAGCAGAACACCCGGCAGACGGCAGCCAUGUUUGGGGUGGUGAAUGUGACUCCAGUACCAGGUGAUUUAAUGCGGGAAAACACAGAAGAUGUCCUGCAGGGAGAGCAUCUCAGUGACCAGGAAAAUGCCCCACCAGUGCUUCCAUGCCGGCCAGCUGACAUCACUGGUCAAACACCCAAUCUGGGCUUUAAUGAUACUGAGAUUUGGGAAGAGACAGAUGUAAAUCGCAACAAGCUCAGGAUUAGCAUCAGCAAGACACAGUGCCUGAUGGAAGAGGAUCCCAGUCGGGGAGGUUGUCCCAGUUCACCUGUACGGGCUCCUCCAGAAUCCCCUACCACCCAGGCUCGUUCCCUCCGCUACAGACGUAUCAAUAGUCCUGAGUCAGACCGACUAUCUACAGCUGACAGGGCAGAGCUGCCAGAGAGAAGGUCUCGGAUGGACCUCCCUGCUUCCCCAUCCCGUCAGGUCUGUUCUUCUCAGCCGGCCCAGAUGUUGUCCAUUGACACUGGGAAUGCUGAUCGCCAGGGCAGUGGAAGGAUGGAAGUUUCUGCCUCAGUGGAACAUGAAGCUUUAAGCAAUGCCUUUCGCUCGGUGCCGCUGGCAGAGGAGGAAGAUUUUGAUAGCAAGGAGUGGGUGAUCAUAGAUAAAGAAACUGAGCUCAAGGACUUCCAUCCAGGGGCUGAGCCCAGUACUUCUGGGACUACUGAUGAAGAGCCUGAGGAGCUGAGACCCUUGGAAGAUGGGGAGGAUCGACGGAGGCCUGGAGGGGCAGAAGCAGCUGUAAGACCAAAGGUCCAUGAUGCUAGGCCGAGAGCCAUGCAAACAGUAGCAGAGGAAGAGACAUCCUCUCGAAAUGAGGGGCCAGACAGGCCUGAUGCUGCUCCUGGGAGUCCAUCACAUUCUCAUUCUACGUCCUUAACACGGCAGCGGAGACGAGAAUCUGAUCCAAGCGGACCUCAGAGACAGGUUCUCAGCCUGAAGCACCUGGAGUUGAAUGCUGUGCCCAGGGUGGUGCCUUUAAGUUUGCCUUACCAAGAUUUCAAGAAGGACAUAUCUGACAGCAAGGAAAUGCUGCGGGUCCCACUCCGAAUCAAGCGAGUGGACUUCUCUAGUGUGGUCCUGCCGGCUGUGUAUGCUACAGAGCCUCAUAUCAUCAUUAAUGGGCGGGCCCCACAUCAGCAAGAGGAGGAAGAGGCUGAAGAAGAGGCAGAAUUUUUAGGAGAAGAUCUUGAACUCCAAAGUGGAUCCAGCAGUGUGGUAAGCCAGAAGAGCACCGAACGCAGCCAGGAAGGAGCUCCCUCCACCCUGUUGGCUGAUGACCAGAAGGAUUCGAGGGGUAAAGCCUCCACAGCAGAGAAUGAUUUGGAGCUGGAAGAGGGAUCAAAGACCUUAGUGCUGUUUUCCCCUGGGGACAUAAAAAGGUCCCCAGUUACUAAUGAACUGAUGCCUGAGGUUGAUCUAGGAACUCUUGCUGUGCUGACCCCACAAGCGGAGAGGCUGCAGCCCCUAGGUAGCCAACUGGAUGUCUCUGAACCAGGGACUUUAUCCUCUGUUCUCAAAUCAGAACCCAAACCAUAUUGCUCAGUAUCUGCUACCACUUCCUCCCCCUUUACCAAAGUUGAACGUACGUUUGUUCAUAUUGCCGAAAAGACACAUUUAAACGUCAUGUCUUCCAAUGGACAGCUCUUGAGGCUCGAUGAACACUGCACCCCAGGGCAGUUUGAAGAGCCCAUUAUUGAAGAAGAAACAGAGGACCACGAGCAACUAAGAGAGAAUGGAAACCUCAAUUCUGCAGUGGAAAUGGGAGAGAUGGACAGCUGUGCUGUGUCAGCAAGCCCUGCCAAUAUCUUAGCUGAACCUCAAAUAGUGCCCAGUGUAGGCAAUGGAAUCAAUGUAUCCCAGUCACAGCUGGUUAAAGAACCCAUCAACGUGACUUGUGAAGAGGUUACUGAGCAGGAACAGAAAGAUUUUGUAUUUGCCACUGAUCGCCUUAAAGAAACCAAGCAAUGCCCCAGCAAGAGCAUUAACAAACCUACUGGGCUUCACUUCAGGAGCAGAAUCCCUGUGUUUUUAUCUGAAGAAGAUACCGGGUCAGAUCAGUCCAUGUCACAUUCAGCCAAAGAAAGGUUCCAUAAAAGGACCAAACAGUUGGAUUUAGCCCGCCUGGUAAUGGAAAAAAGGCAGCUGAGGCUGCAAAGAUUGGCUUCUGCAGGCUCAUCUUCUGCCUCUUCCAGUGAUGACAGGAGGAGGACAUCAGAAACUCUUUCCACCACAGGCUCGGAGGAGGACACGCAUGAUUCCGAUGACUCUGUCCCAAGGAAGGUGGGAAAGGAGAAAGUUGUUCCUCCAAGAAAAGAAGAUGGAGCAAUCAGUGUCCGAAGCAAAAUUCCCCGUCCCAUUACUCCAGUGAAGAGCAUCUACCCAGUGGUUCCACCAGUAUCAACCAGUAGCAACCUAAGAGAAUCUUUAAUGGCACAGCGGUUCCAGCUCCCAAGAUCUGCAGUUAGUGGAGGUGUAAGCUCUUCUACUGAGUUCAGGCCCAAAGCCCUGAAUAUGAGGUUUCCUCCCCUAUCCAGUCCAAUAUCUAGCAGAAGCAAUGUGAAGAGAGCCAGCCGUGUUCCUCCCAAAAGUCCAGAGGAUCCUGCACGAACACUUGGUGCAUCUUCACGGAGUCAAUCGCUUUCAAGAACCGAAAGUCCAUCCCCAUCACAACAAAAAAGGCCAACUGCCAGUACCCCCCGAGUAUAUACUUCCCCAAAGCUCCAACCCCGGGCACAGACCCAGGGGGAAUGCCCAGCAACUCCAGCAUUUCCACGGAAAGGACAAAGACUAAAAGUCCAAACAUCAAGUCUGGCAACCAAAGGAAGGCAAGUUGCUGGGGAUGGUAGAUAAUGGCACCCAUCAUGGUACCUGGGUUCACAUCCUACAGUAGCCAUAGAACGGACCAGGAGGGAAAAGUGCAAUGCUUUGCUCACUUUCUAAAGCUUAAUACAUGCGCUUUCGGAGACAUGCUCCCACCCGCAGGAGGACUAAGCCAAUCAGCAGGGAAUAUGGGAGUUUUUUUAGAACUCUACAUCCAACACUGGGGCUUUUAUGCAGUAACAUUGGUGGUAAGAUAAUGGAUUAAUGCACAGACCUACUAACUUUGGUUAGAGAUGGGAGAAUCCCCUUUCUAGUCCUGGUGGGGCAGUGCUCCUGUGUAUCUGCACUGCCCAACAUACCUUGGCCAUACAUGUAAGAUCCUCCGCAGCAUUGGUGGGAAAAUAACCAAUCAAUGCUCUGUUUUGGCAGCACAGCCCUAUGCACCAUAGGCAGACAUAUAAAACUCACCCCCAUAGGAUUGGCAGGAAUAUAACAAUCAAUUCUUCUGUUUAGCAGCACAUUCCUACACACCGUGGGCAGACAUGUAAGAACCACCCCGCUCUAGGAUUUGUGGAAUUAUAACCAAUCAGUGCUCCUGUUUAGCAGCACCGCUCUACACACCAUAGUACAUACAUGACAAUGCUCUUCUUUUGCGCCCCAGCUCCAGGAUCAUUAAUUAUCCAAUUGAAAGCUUUACGUUAAACAGUCACACUGGGUUUACUCUCAUUACCCACAUUGGUUUCACCUACAACAUCUUAACUGGAUCCAUAAUGGCUUAUAUUUCCCAUGUAUAACCAUUUCAGUGACCCCCAUCUCACAUACAUUGUGCUUCCCUAGUGAAAUUAAGCUUUGCCUUUGCAAAUGGACCCAGGGAUCCACAAUUUCCCUAUCAGAGGGGUCUGAACCCCUCUCUAGACUGAGAGGGGUUUUAUUGUUUGGAUAUAUGUCCACUUUAUACAACACCAACAAAUUCCCACAGUGCUUCAGUCAUGUUGUACAAACACGCUCCGUGCCGUGUCCAUCACACAAGGCCAGUGAGGGUAACCAGAGAGCGGCCAUGGUUGUAUCAUAUGUACCGUGUCUGCACUGAAGGGUAAAUCACAUUUUGGCACUCAAUAGAAAGAUCCAAAGUCGUUCUUUUGUCGUUUCUAGUAAAAGUUCUAGCCCGAUAUAGCCAACCUGAGAAUAUUGAUGUUUUUAUCUACAGGUUAGACAACAGGGCAAAAUUGGUUGGUUGGGUAAAACUGUGGGCAAUAAUUUGGGGUUAUUCAGUAUAAUGAUCGGCCAUGUACAGGAAUUAGGAAUGGACUGUUGGAGGCCGGGCUUGCACUUGCUCAGAUCAGUAUCCCGAUGCUAUGAAUGGUACAUGACUGGUUGCUAACCCAAUCCAACUAUAUUACUCUCACUGCAAAACUCAAUGACUGGGGCAAUGCCCCAACGUUUACACACUUCGAGCUGAAUGUAACCCCCACCAUCUUAUUCCCACCGGAUGUUGUCCUUCCCACAGGCAUGACAGUGGGGCCAGAGCCACUCUGUGAAAAGGACUCCCCCAGUCCAACUGUAGGGGGACCAGCUAUAUCAUGCUUAUUCUUUCCAUCAAACCAUCCCAUAAUAUCAAUAAACAAAGCCUGCUGUAAA